Messenger RNA from Micromonas pusilla CCMP1545, 1284 nucleotides. RefSeq lists its product as uncharacterized. NCBI's taxonomy places the organism in Eukaryota, Viridiplantae, Chlorophyta, Mamiellophyceae, Mamiellales, Mamiellaceae. The coding region runs from base 1 to 1284 and encodes 427 amino acids. Gene Ontology annotation, molecular function: mRNA binding. The transcript has a single exon. The record is from RefSeq and is a predicted model, not a curated record. Gene Ontology annotation, biological process: RNA processing. Gene Ontology annotation, cellular component: nucleus.
AUGUCGUCGAUCCCCGCGGAGGACGGAUCGACCGCGGCCGCGGCGGGCGUCGCGUCGCUGGACAUCGCCGGCGACGACGCGACGCGCGCGCGCGUCGUCGUCGGCGACGCCGAGGCGGCGGAGAAGUCGUCGUCGCCCGCCGAUGAAGAUCCGAUCGGCGACGCGUCUUCCGAUCCCUCCUCCGCGUCCGCGCGCGACGCCCCCGCGCCCAAGCCGCUGACCGCGGAGCAAAAGGAGAAGAUCUUCGCGCAGGUGGAGUUCUACUUCAGCGACGCGAACCUCCCCACGGACGCGUUCCUCAUGAAGAAGGUCAGGGCUGGCGGCGACGAGGGAUGGGUGCCGCUCGACGUGAUCUGCUCUUUCAACCGAAUGAAGCAGCUCCUGAAGAAACGCCCGCACUCGGUCGUGUGCGACGUCCUCGCGGAGCUCGGAAGCGCGCUCCUCGUCAGCGACGACGCGAAGACCGCCGUGCGCCGCGUCGCGCCGCUGCCGGACGUUGACCUGGAGGAGGUCCAGUCGAGGACGGUGCUCGCGGAAAAUUUCCCGGGAGUAAACGCGGGCGAGGCGCCCACGAUCGAGGCCGUCCGAGAGCUCUUCGCUUCCGCGGGGGAGGUGCUCGUGGUCCGCGUGCGGCACCCGGGGAUGACGCAGCCCGCGGGCGUGGCGGCGGCGAAGUCGAGCGGGUUGGAUUUGAUUCAAACCCCGAACGCGCACGUGCACGCGCUCGUGGAGUUUAAAACCGCCGAGGAGGCGCUUCGCGCGGUGACCACGUUGAACAACGACCGCGAUUGGAGGAACGGGCUGCGCGUCAGGAGUUUGGUGCGACCCGGGGCGAAGAAGAAGAAGGCGCAGAAGGAGAAAGCCGCCGCGGCGAGGGCGGCGGCGGCGGACGACGGCGGGGACGACGGCGGGGGAGAGGGCGACGGCGGCGACGGCGGCGACGGCGGCGAGGACGGCGCGACCGCGGAGGGCGGCGACGCGACCGCGGAGGGCGAGAGCAAGACGAAGAAGAAGAAAAAGUACGGCCGGCAGAAGCGGGACUACUCGCAGUGGGCGUCCGCGGCGGCGUUCAAGGAGAACAAGACCUCCUUCCUCGAGUCGGGCGACGGCGACGCGGGCGGCGGCGGCGGCGGCCGCGAGGGCGAGGGCGAGUCGACCGGCGGCGGCGGCGGCGGCGCGGACGCGGCCGCGCCGCCGAGCGCGCAGCCGACGAUGCCGGACGGCACGAGGGGGUUCACGGGCGCGGGACGCGGGCGUCGCAUGCCCCCCCCGCCGCCGCCGUGA